Molecule: messenger RNA, 1602 nt
Organism: Talaromyces proteolyticus
Lineage: Eukaryota; Fungi; Ascomycota; Eurotiomycetes; Eurotiales; Trichocomaceae
Product: cytochrome P450
Exons: 3
Coding region: 1-1602 (533 amino acids)
Molecular function (GO): monooxygenase activity; oxidoreductase activity, acting on paired donors, with incorporation or reduction of molecular oxygen; heme binding
Source: RefSeq, a predicted model, not a curated record
AUGGAUUUCAAAUCACUUUGGAUUCCCCUAUUUAUAAUACUCGUUCUGUAUAAAUUCAUCCUUUAUCCAACUUUAUUCUCCCCACUACGGAGACUACCGAAUGCGCACUACACCAGCCCCUUCUCAAAUUUAUGGAUAAAAUGGCAGCGAUUUCAAGGCCGAGAAAACAAAGCAACCCAUGCUGCUCAUGUGAAGUUAGGUCCUAUAGUCCGAGUGGGAUCAACUGAAAUCAGCGUGAAUUCACCAGAGCUGGUGAAACAAGUAUACUGCGAAGUCCUGGAAAAGGACGAGUGGUAUGCUCGGGCUUUCGAGAACUAUGGGUAUGUACUGCCAAACAUGUUCUCAAUGACCAAGAAAGAGUCACAUGCAAUGCGAAAAAGGGUUCUUGCCGGUCUGUACAGCAAGACCACACUCCAUGCGUCGCCCGAGAUCCGCGACAUCUGCCGCGUUGUUGUCAUGGAGCGGCUUCUCCCAAUCUUCGAAAAGGCAGCUCAGAUGCAGCGGCCCGUUGACGUUCUUGAAGUCAGCGUAUCAUUUUCCAUGGACUUUAUCUGUUCAUAUCUAUUCGGGAUCUGUAACGGUCCCAAUUUCUUGCAGGACGUAGAGACUCGCCGCAAAUGGCUGGCAUCGCACGCGAAGACAAAGAGAUACGGAUUCUGGACAUUGGAGUUUCCCAAUUUGACUGCUCUGUUGGCAAAAUUCGGUAUCCAUCUCGUCCCCAACGUGGCUCUCACGGCAGCUCUUGAAGUGAGAGAGCUCUGCUUGCAAUUGCUACGGAAUGUCGACUCGUCAUCAUCUGCAAAGACUUUGCUUCUACCUCCUAAAGGCCCAGGAGACACGCCAGUAGUUUACCAGAGACUGUCGCAGUCUCUCUGUGCAUCCGUCCAGGAGGAGAUAUAUAGAGAAUUGCCGCCCACCCGUUCCCACCUUGCGGUUGCCUCCGAACUCAUGGACCAUAUCAAAGCUGGUACGGAGACAAGUGGCUGGACGCUAGUUUAUCUCCUGUAUGAGAUGUCGCGGCACCGCGAGAUACAACACCUUCUAAGAGAGGAGUUGUCGCUCUUACUCGAACCUGGCACCAGCCUCUGCUUCUCUCGCGAAUCGAAGACUCCACAAGCCGCCGAAAUCCUCCCGUCUCCACGCACCCUGGACACCUCCCCCCUACUCCAGGCAGUCAUUCUCGAAACCCUGCGCUGCUACCCAGCCGUUGCUGGGCCACAGCCACGCGUCAACCACAACACUAGUUUUGCUCUUGCACGCCACAUCCACUUGCCCGCCGGAACCCGCGUUAGCGCGCAAGCGUACUCUCUACACCGGAACAGUGAGGUAUUUCCCGACCCGGAAAGCUGGAAGCCGAGGCGGUGGUUGGAAGCAACUCCAAGCCAACACGAGGAGAUGAUGAGGUGGUUUUGGCCCUUUGGCAGCGGCAGCCGGAUGUGCAUCGGGAAUCAUUUCGCUAUCUUGGAACUGAAACUGGCCGUGGCAGCGAUUUACUAUAACUAUAUUACGGAGAUCAUUGACGAUGACGGUAUCGAGCCCAUCGAUGGCUACAGCCAUGGACCGACGGGAAAUAAAUUGAUAUUGCAAUUCAAGAGGGCGUAA